CGGCUCGCGCACUUGCUGAGGCAACGGAACGCUGUGAGAAGGCAACUCAGCUGUCGCACUUCAGCGUCUCUAUAAGGCGGUCAGACACAACAGAUUGUACCAAACACAGACAGAGUGAAACGGGAGGAUGGCGGUGAAUGUCUACGCCACCUCUGUGACCGUAGAGAACCUGAGUCGUCAUGACAUGUUGGCAUGGGUGAAUGACAUUCUACAGCUCACCUAUACAAAGAUAGAGCAGCUCUGUACAGGUGCUGCUUACUGCCAGUUCAUGGACAUGCUGUUUCCAGGCUGCAUAUUAUUGAAGAAAGUGAAGUUCAAUUCUAAAUUGGAACAUGAAUAUAUCCAUAAUUUUAAAGUAUUACAGGCUGCAUUCAAGAGAAUGGAUGUGGACAAGAUCAUCCCUGUGGAGAGGUUAGUAAAGGGGAAGUUCCAGGACAACUUUGAGUUCCUUCAGUGGUUCAAGAAGUUUUUUGAUGCAAACUAUGAUGGGAAAGAAUAUGAUCCUGUACAGUCACGGCAGGCCCAGGAGGGAACGCCACCUCCAUCCAACCCAGGUCCGAUUAGAACAUCUCCCACAGCACCGAAGACUGUCCCCAGCUCACAGAGGCAGACCAACACUUCAGCAGUCCGCAGGAACACUCCCGUGGUCCGUAAUGGGGCAGAUGCUGAGCUCAUGGAGCUCAACCAGCAGUUGCUGGAUCUGAAGCUGACUGUGGAUGGACUGGAGAAGGAGAGGGACUUCUACUUUGGAAAGUUGAGAGACAUCGAGCUCAUCUGCCAGGAACAUGAAAAUGAAAACAGCCCAGUCCUCAGCAAAAUUAUGGACAUACUCUAUGCUACAGAGGAGGGAUUUGCACCGCCUGAGGAUGAUGAAAUUGAUGAAGGGACACGAGACCAGGAAUUCUGAAUGAUUUAUCAGCAUCAAUCUUCCUCACCUUCCACCCUUUAACUGACAACAUCUUUUUAUUUAUUUAUGUUUUUUUGACAUGAUCCCUUUACUGGUCCCACUUUUCCCUGUGGCUGUCUGCUGUAUCUAUCCCAUCAUGAUGUUGCUAUACAGCCUGGCUUCCCAAACUCUGGUUUGGACUCAGGCUCUGCAACCUUGCUCGGGUAACUUGGCGUAUUGAAACCUGUCUUUAGAGAACAGCUGUACAUAUGUUUAGGACUAGUUUAGCCCAGUAAGGUUCACCUCUGGAUAUGUUGGUCUGUUAAUUAUUUGAUGUUAAUUGCAGUGAGACUAAGGCAUCUUGCACUGGCAGCCCAGAGUCUGUCUGCAGAGGUAACUGACUUUGCUAACUGUCACAGAGUUUGAUCAGUUACAGGAUGUUUUCUGUAAAUUUUCCAAUAUGGGAAAUUGAGAUUUUUUUAUAUCCCUUUGUAAAGCAUUUUAGAAGCCCGCACGUCUGUUGUUGUACAUAACGCAUAUUGUGAACUUACAUUUAGCCCACAGACAUAUCACAGACUUUGAUGCCCUCAUGUGUGCAAGUCAUUCGUCAUAAUGUUCGUGCAUGUGCACACUGUCCCACCGCAGAGGGUUUUCUCAUCAAAGUGCUCACAGAUUGUUUAUGGAGCUGUCUGGACUUGCAGCGCUUUCAGAGCCUUUUUGAAGAGCAAAAAAAC
This is a messenger RNA of Thalassophryne amazonica, 1620 nucleotides long. RefSeq names its product microtubule-associated protein RP/EB family member 3-like. Bases 128 to 907 code for a protein of 259 amino acids. NCBI's taxonomy places the organism in Eukaryota, Metazoa, Chordata, Actinopteri, Batrachoidiformes, Batrachoididae. Gene Ontology annotation, molecular function: microtubule plus-end binding. Gene Ontology annotation, biological process: protein localization to microtubule plus-end; spindle assembly; regulation of microtubule polymerization or depolymerization. The record is from RefSeq and is a predicted model, not a curated record. The transcript has 7 exons. Gene Ontology annotation, cellular component: microtubule organizing center; spindle midzone; cytoplasmic microtubule.